Molecule: messenger RNA, 1110 nt
Organism: Thermochaetoides thermophila DSM 1495
Lineage: Eukaryota; Fungi; Ascomycota; Sordariomycetes; Sordariales; Chaetomiaceae
Exons: 4
Coding region: 1-1110 (369 amino acids)
Molecular function (GO): RNA binding
Source: RefSeq, a predicted model, not a curated record
AUGUCCGCCAACGUGGAGAAGGUCGCCGACGCCGCCACCGCCGCCGUCAACGACGUUACCAAUACUCUGGCCAACACUUCGAUCUCUGGCAAGGCCGACGAGAACAAGCCGGCUGCUAACAACGAGCCCGCCGACCAUGCCAGUGCCUCCGAGGGUCGCCGCCUGUACAUCGGCAACCUGGCCUAUGCGACAACGGAGGGGGAGUUGAAGGACUUCUUCAAGGGCUACCUUGUCGAGUCCGUUUCUAUCCCGAAGAACCCUCGUACCGACCGCCCUGUCGGUUAUGCCUUCGUCGACCUCUCGACUCCCAGCGAGGCUGAGCGUGCCAUCGCUGAGCUGUCGGGCAAGGAGAUCCUGAACCGCAAGGUCUCUGUUCAGCUUGCCCGGAAGCCCGAGACGAACGAGAAGGCCGAGGGUGCCAAUGCUGAGGGCACUGCUGACAACACGCGUCGGCGCCAGAACGCUCGCGGCCGCGGCCGCCCUGGCCGUGGUCGUGGUGGCCGUGCUCGCGGUGGUCGUGCCGCGGGUGGCAAGCCCGCCAAGAAGGAGGAUUCUGGUGCCGCCGCUGCUGGGAAUGCCGCGGCCCAGCCUCAGUCUGAGCCUCUGAAGGAUGUCACUAAUGAGGCCUCCACUGGCAAGGAGAGCACAAAGCCCGCAAAGUCACAGCCCCGCCCCCGCGAGCGCCGGGAGCGUGGUCCCCCGGCUGACGGCAUCCCUUCCAAAACCAAGGUCAUGGUUGCUAACCUUCCCUAUGACCUGACUGAGGACAAGCUGAAGGAAUUGUUCAAGGAUUACCAGCCUGUCUCUGCCAAGAUCGCCUUGCGCCCGAUCCCCCGCUUCAUGAUCAAGAAGCUCCAGGCUCGCGGUGAGCCUCGCAAGGGUCGUGGCUUCGGAUUUGUCACACUGGCUUCGGAGGAGAUGCAGCAGAAGGCUGUUGCCGAGAUGAACGGCAAAGUCAUUGAGGGUCGUGAGAUCGCCGUCAAGGUUGCUAUUGACAGCCCUGACAAGGCUGAAGACAACACCAAGGCUCCUGAGGCCGCGGCCACCAACGGGACGGAGAACGUUGCUCCUGCCGCUGCUGAGGCUACGACCACCACUGCCUCGGCUUAA